Aspergillus aculeatus ATCC 16872 is the source of this 2731-nucleotide messenger RNA. RefSeq lists its product as uncharacterized. The record is from RefSeq and is a predicted model, not a curated record. Gene Ontology annotation, molecular function: DNA-binding transcription factor activity, RNA polymerase II-specific; zinc ion binding. The coding region runs from base 293 to 2731 and encodes 812 amino acids. The transcript has 3 exons. Gene Ontology annotation, biological process: regulation of DNA-templated transcription. Lineage: Eukaryota; Fungi; Ascomycota; Eurotiomycetes; Eurotiales; Aspergillaceae.
AAAGGUGGUCCCUCUUCCAACAAUAUUAAGGCAUCAUGUUCGACACCAGCUGGUCGUAUUCAGGCCACGCAGUCAGCGACAAUCUUCUUUCGGUUCCAGUUUCCUUCAUUCCUGCACAGCCUCAAGCUCAUACCAUACAUCUUGUCCAGACUGGCUAUUGCCAAAGUACCUGGGUUUGCACUGAGAUCGCACCAAUCAUUCGCACUUGGCUUUGGACCGAUAUCUAGCUUGGACUCGGCAAAAACUACCGAACUUUGAACACGAUAUCUCGGAGACGAUUUCCGCGGUCAUCAUGUCAGGAACAGUGGCAUCUUGCAGUUCGGGACCCAUGUUGGUGAAGGACAAUACUGUUCAUCCCAGCAUUCCGCCUAUGAGUCCUGGGGAAAGAAUCGUUCGAUCCUACCGACGCUCACGUUCCGGUUGUUAUAUUUGUCGCCUGCGGCGCAAGAAGUGUGAUGAGAACCGUCCAAGAUGCUCGACAUGCAGCAAGCUCGAUAUUACCUGCGAAUACAAUGAACCGACCUGGUGGAGAAAUCUCGAACAACGACACAUACAUAAGGAGCGGAUUAAGAGGAGACUCAGGGUUGCCAAGGUCAUGGAAAAGGAAAAGAACCUGCAAGCAAUAGAAUUUAUCGAUCGCACUCUUCCUUCGAGCAAGAGGCGCGUCAAUGUCAACUUGCCCCCGUCGCGCGAAAGCUCAUACGAAUCGGAUGCGGCGUAUAUGCAGACUCCACCCCUGCCAUCAAUGUCUUCUCCCUUUGGCUUCGACUUCAAUGGCAUCUCAUCCUGGCAAGGCCCAACUACGUCUACCUUAACCAGCCUUGGUCCUGAGCAAAUGCCGAUGCAGCAUCCCCCGCUUUCUGCGCUCCCACAACAAUUGCCCACGACGCAAAACUUUCACCAGAUGUCCCAGUUUGCGCCAAUGCUGCCUCCGUUUCAGCAAACAAUGCAAAGUGUGCCGCAGCAGUUACAUCAACAGAUUCCUCUGGAUAUUACUCCGCAUUAUCCCCAGACAGAAGUGCCUCAGCAGAUACUCCAACAAUUGCCCUUGUCACAGCAACCAGAACCACUCUCCCAGAGCACCGAUCAGCAGUACUCUCAACAGCUGCACCAAACCGUUGUUCCAGAUAUAUCUCAGUUGCUUUCUCCGACUUUCUCUGAACAUUUUGCGUCUCAGGCUUCACAAUACUAUACCCAGCCACCGGUCGCUCAGCAGCCUCAACAGUCAAUCCAUCAAGCUUCUAGCUCAUACUCCGCCUUCCCGAUUGACCCACUACUUCAAGGAAAUACUGGAGAUUCCCGCGCAUCUACCGACACUACCUUUCCGAGCGUUGCGCUGUUUCAAGGAAACAUCCCAGCCUCCCAGACCCCUGCCCGCGCAAAAGCCACACAUCCACAGCAUGCCGAGAUACCUCUGUCUGCCUACUUCCGAACGACAAGUGUCAACGAAGCUGAAAGGCCCCUACUCUACCAUUUUGUCGACAAUGUGCUGCCACUAAUUUUCCCCAUUUUAGACGUUCAUCCGCGGAGUCGUGCCCGCACACGUGAGAUUAUUCGGGCCCUAGAGACGAACAAAUCUUACUAUCACUGCUGUCUUAGCGUAUCGGCUAUUCACGUCAAGACAGUGAACGCCAGUAUUAGCUUGAAAGCUGACGAUAAAGUCAUUGAUGAUAUCAUGCGGCAUCGGUAUGCUGCCGUCUCAGCCCUGCACCAGGCUUUGAAAUCCAGCAAUCAUCAUGACAAGGUGCUGGACGGAACACUUGCAACGAUACUCUUCCACUGCGCUGUUGGCGAACCAGACGAUUACCUGCCGGAGAUCCCGUGGUACGAACACUUUUCGGCGGCCGCAGACCUCGUCAAUAAGCUUGGAUUGAUCGAGACGGAACCCCAGGUCUCUCUACCGUUCAAUAUGUCGCUUACUACCUGGAUUGAUGUUCUCGGCGCCACAAUGAUAGGCAAGUCACCCAAGUUUGCGCACACGUAUCGCUCAAAACAUCUCAAUGGUGUAUCGUCUGGUUUGCGGGAGCUGAUGGGCUGUGACGAUCGCGUUAUGUACCUGAUUUCAGAGAUUGCGUGUCUCGACUCCUUGAAGCGUGAGCGACGGCUUGACGAGUAUUCUAUAUGCCAUCACGUCUCUGCCCUGAGUGGACAGCUAGAGUAUGCGGAAGGCAGUAGCCCGGAAAACCCGAUCUCAGCGUCUGGUGUUGUGAAUCCAGAGAAGCUGACCAAGAACGUGACUGCUGUUUUCCGCGCUGCAGCUCGAGUUUAUCUUUCCACCCUUGUGCCUGGCUAUGAGCGCACUCAACAGAGUACAGCCAACUUGGUGCAAGCAGUCGCCGAUCUCCUUCAGUUCAUUCCCGAUGGCCCUUGGGGGUUCGACCGCUCGAUCGUCUGGCCUCUACUGAUAGCUGGGGUAUACUCGACUCCAGGGAGUAAGUUCCGCGAUAUACUGGCGAAGCGAUCGGAACUACUAGGAGAAGGAGCAGAAUAUGGCAGCUUUGGCCGCAUGUACCGCGUACUGAAAGAGACCUGGAGACUUUCGGACGACACCACGACACAGAUCCACACGGAGGCGAACUACCUGCUGCCUUCGAUGAAUCUCAAGCAGGGUCCAGAUGGAUCUUCAGUUCCACCACCCGCGAUCGAAACAAUCGGUCGACCCAUAAAAAAGCAGGCCGUCCACUGGCGAGACGUGAUGAAACGCCGAAAUUGGCACUACCUGCUAUUAUAG